AAGCAGUAUUAAGAUAUUUAAAUACUAUUUUACUUAAUUUUGUUAACCGACGAAAUUUAAAUCAUUUCCUGAAGCGCAACUAUAGUCAACCGGUGAGAGAAGUAAACUAAAAAUGAGACGUCAUCUGAUGAACAUAUCUAACGGGCACAAGAAUCCGAUAAUAAAUAAUAAUGCCAAUGCCACUGAAUGGAAACAGUUCUCGAAGAAAAUAAUCAGUAUCAAAAAGUGCGAGCCUCUGUUAACUUUAAUCGGGAAUGUUGAUAAGCGCGAUGGGAAGUGCAAAGAAGACAUCGAUAAAAAGAUUUCGAAAGUUUCAAUUGUUUCACCAAAUAAACUACAUGAAGAAUAUAAAAAUUCUCCUUGCAUACCUAAAAAUUUUGAACAAAGCUUUCAUAUACCGAUACACACUAAAAGUGACAAUCCCAAGGACAUCAGCAAUUCUUGGACAGAAAAUAUAACAGCAACACAAAAUGAAGUUGAGGAGAAAAAGAUUUGUGACAAAGAGACUGACCAAAAGAAUAUAAGAAUUAAUGAAAUCAAUAUGCAAAUGCUUUCAAAAUCAUUAUACAAUCAGAUAUUUAAGAACUCUCAUAGUCAAGAGAAGAUAUCAAAUAUAGAAAUACAAUCUAUAAAAAACAAUUUACUGUCUUAUGGGAUAAAAACUGACGAAGCGAGUAGACUACGUGAUGUUGAUAUAAAGAUACCUCCUUUAGAAGGAGACGAUAUAGAGCAACAUUUCUAUAAUAUUGGAAAAGCACAAAUCAAACCUUACAUAAAACUUGUAAAAGACAUUAUGGAAGACAUUCCACCAAUGCCACAACAAUGGAUGUUAAGAGAAGGUUGGACAAGAUAUACUUCCAAUGGAAUAGAAAGCGUAGACCAUCCAUUAGAAGAUGCUGUUAUUUUUGAUGUGGAAGUUUGCAUGAAGGAGGGUCCUUUGCCAACAUUAGCAACUGCAGUAAGCAAUCGGGCAUGGUAUGGUUGGGUAUCAAAAUCUUUAAUAGAUGGUGUAAGCAAGAACUUCGAGGGUAAACAAUUUACUAUGGAUGAAUUAAUUCCAAUAGAAAGUAAAGCCACUGAACAUGGAGAGAAGUUAAAUUCUUUUCAUAAAAAGCCAAAAAUUAUGAUUGGCCACAAUGUAUCAUACGAUAGGAGUAAAAUUAAAGAGCAAUAUUGGUUGAAACAAACAGGUUUACGAUUUGUCGAUACAAUGUCGCUUCACAUAUGUGUUGGUGGCAUUAAUAGCUACCAGAGAACUAUUUUAAAUUCCAAGAACGACACGGAUGAAAAAUGUGACUUAAAAAUGCAGACUUCGUUAAAUAGUUUAACAGAGAUUCACAAAUUUUAUUGUGGAUUCGAAGUGAACAAAGAUUUUAGAGAUAUAUUUGUGAAUGGUUCGUUAGUAGACAUUAAGAAAGACUUCAACUCUUUGAUGGUUUAUUGCGCAAAUGAUGUGAUCGCUACUCACAACGUGCUGUGCCACUUAUUCCCAAUUUUUGAAGAAAGAUUCCCUCACCCUGUUACUCUGGCGGGGAUGUUAGAGAUUGGUACAGCAUAUUUACCCAUAAAUUCUAAUUGGCAAAGAUACAUAAACGAGUCAGAGUCAACGUUCGACGAUCUGAACUAUGAAACUAAGGUGACUCUUACUAAAAGAGCCAAUGCUGUUUGCGAACUUAUGCAUGAUGAAAAAUAUAAAGAAGACUUAUGGAUGUGGAAUGAAGACUGGAGUACACAAACACUUAAAGUAAAAGCACAAUAUUCUAAAACUAAUAUUAAGAAAAAGUGCCUAGUAAAAAACGUACAAGAAGAGAAAAGGACAGAAGCUCAGAGUUACUUAACAGAUGACGAAGAGGAAGAGGAUCCUCUGGAGAAGAAGUUCGCCUACCUGAUGGAGACGAGAAAAUUUUUACCUUCGAGACUACCUCAUAUGCCAGGGUAUCCCGCGUGGUAUAGAAAACUUUGUCCUAAAGUAACCGAUGAGAACUGGUCGCCAGGUCCGCAGAAUAUAAGCAUCUCUAUGCAAAUUGUUCCCAAACUCCUAAAUCUUACAUGGGAAUGCUUUCCUUUACAUCAUAUUAAGGACAAAGGAUGGGGAAUUUUAGUGCCGUACAGUAAUGAUUUAAAUAUCGACACUAAAGUGCCUUUGAAACAGCUUCUGGCUAAAUGUCCUUUGCUAAAAAAUAUGCGUUCGUCCAAUAAUACAGACUACGCAAUGACGACUCUCGAUAAAGAGGUGGAGAUCGACCUGCCUAAAACUGAAUUCUGGUAUGGCAAGAAAAAACAGCCUAGAGAUGAAUUAGUAAAUAUUUACAAUGGCAGCGCGCAUUGGUGUGACGUGGACAUCGAUAAUUGUUGUUACUUUCUGAAAUUACCGCACAAAGAUGGGAAAAGUUAUAAUGUCGGCAAUCCGUUGGCUAAAGAUUUUCUUAAUAAAUUUUCCGAACACGUCCUGGCUGGCUCGGAUGCUAGUGCAGCAGAAAUAUUGAAGAUCGCUAGUAUGUUGUCGUACUGGAGGAACAACAGGGAUAGAAUUAUGUCGCAGUUUGCAAUCUGGUUCGAAGAUUCCCAUCUGCCAAGCACUGUUAAAAAUACAAGAAGAAGAAUGCAGUACGGGUCAAUUUUACCCAAGGUAGUCGUUUGCGGAACAUUAACUAGGCGAGCGGUGGAGCCCACUUGGAUGACUGCUUCCAACGCUUCCGAAGAACGCGUCGGUUCGGAAUUGCGAGCAAUGAUUCAAGCGCCGCCAGGAUAUAAUUUAGUCGGCGCCGACGUUGACAGUCAAGAAUUGUGGAUUGCGUCUAUGAUAGGAGAUGCUUAUUACAAGAAGAUCCAUGGAGCAACGCCUUUCGGAUGGAUGACGCUAAUUGGGACCAAGUCUAAUGAGACCGAUAUGCACAGCGUUACUGCUAAGGCUAUUGGAAUUUCUAGGAAUCAAGCCAAGAUUAUUAACUACGCUAGAAUCUACGGCGCCGGCCAGAGGUUUGCCGAAAGACUGUUGAAACAGUUCAAUCCAUGUAUGACGGACGGCGAGGCGACGUCCAAGUCACGAAAAAUGUUCACCAUGACCAAGGGCAAGAAGAUAUACGAAUUAAAAUCCGAAUGCGUUAACGAAUUGACCGACAAGCAGUAUUCAUCUUACGAAGCGUACAAACUUGCAACGUUGCACGGAAAGACCGUGCAGGAAAUGUUUAAGAAGAGCAAAUGGAUCGGUGGUUCAGAGUCCGCAAUGUUCAAUAGGCUCGAAGAGAUCGCCGGGAGCCCCCAUCCCGUCACACCUUUCUUGAAUUGUCGACUGACUCGUGCUCUGGAGAAUCAGGCGAAUAACGAAAAAUAUCUGCCCACGAAAGUAAAUUGGGUGGUUCAGAGCGGUGCGGUUGAUUUCCUACAUUUAAUGUUGGUCUCGAUGAAGUGGCUGAUGAAAGAUAAUAUACGAUUUUGUUUAUCCUUUCACGACGAAGUUCGGUAUUUGGUACCGUCGCGCUACAAGUAUAACGCAGCGCUCGCAAUGCACAUAACUAAUCUUUUGACGCGGUCUUUUUGCGCUUCGAGAGUCGGAAUGAAAGAUCUGCCGAUGUCGGUGGCAUUUUUUACUUCUGUAGAAGUAGAUACGGUACUACGCAAAGAAUCGGAAAACGAUUGUACUACGCCCUCGAAUCCGCACGGUUUAAAGAAUGGUUACGAAAUAUCACCGGGCGAAAGCUUGGACAUAUGGUCAACCAUUGAAAAAUCGAAAGGAUCUGUAGGUCCGUGGCACGAUGUAAAAAAAGAAUAAAAGAUCGAUUCCAAAGAAAAAUGAAGCCAAAGCUCAAUUAAUCAAACAACAAUUAGUAUAAUUUUGUAAAAUUUAUGUUCCCAUUUACCUUUAAAU
This is a messenger RNA of Ceratina calcarata, 3868 nucleotides long. It is a transcript of the gene tam, whose product is annotated as DNA polymerase gamma, catalytic subunit tam. The record is from RefSeq and is a predicted model, not a curated record. Gene Ontology annotation, molecular function: DNA-directed DNA polymerase activity; DNA binding; 3'-5' exonuclease activity. The transcript has 2 exons. Lineage: Eukaryota; Metazoa; Arthropoda; Insecta; Hymenoptera; Apidae. The coding region runs from base 113 to 3772 and encodes 1219 amino acids. Gene Ontology annotation, biological process: mitochondrial DNA replication. Gene Ontology annotation, cellular component: gamma DNA polymerase complex; mitochondrion.